Bemisia tabaci is the source of this 607-nucleotide messenger RNA. RefSeq lists its product as uncharacterized. The record is from RefSeq and is a predicted model, not a curated record. Lineage: Eukaryota; Metazoa; Arthropoda; Insecta; Hemiptera; Aleyrodidae.
GCAAAAAUUACCUCACGUGAUAGAACAUCUAUGCUGGAUCUUACGCGAUAACGAGUCGGAAUCAUAUUUUCAUGUAGUUGACUUCCUCCAUUCGGCGAUGGCAGUCAAGCGGUGCUGCGUUAUAAUUUUGUUAGUGGUCUUGCUCAUGGCAAUCCAGUAUUCGGAGUCACAAACACCACGGGAGAUCUUGAAUAAAUAUUUACAGUCGGAUCCGUGUCGCGGAGGCCGCGGAUCAUCAUGUCUCGAGCCUCCAGAAUUUUCUUUCCAAGAAUGCGAUGAGGCAUUCUCGUCCAUCAUCACGCUAGCCCAGGCGGGAGCAGGGAAUGUCCACGGGCACUGCAAGAGUGCGAAGUAUUCUGCGUGUCGAAAGACAGUAGGGUGCUUAUAUGUUUAUCACAAAUGCACCGCCGAGGUCACUUUUUCUACCGGGACGAAGAAGUUGGUCGCUCUCAAAGACUGUAUGAAAUCGAUAAGAGGGCAAUGACGCUAAAAAGCUGUUAAAAUAACUCUAAAUGCUUUAAUUUUGUUAGUAUUAGUGCCUCGUACUUGCUUAAAUCAACGAGAUAGAUGACUUGAAUGUUAUGAUACUCCUUUGUUUAUUGUGUAC